Molecule: messenger RNA, 7212 nt
Organism: Pomacea canaliculata
Lineage: Eukaryota; Metazoa; Mollusca; Gastropoda; Architaenioglossa; Ampullariidae
Product: long-chain-fatty-acid--CoA ligase 1-like
Exons: 22
Coding region: 191-2284 (697 amino acids)
Biological process (GO): long-chain fatty acid metabolic process
Cellular component (GO): membrane; endoplasmic reticulum
Molecular function (GO): long-chain fatty acid-CoA ligase activity
Source: RefSeq, a predicted model, not a curated record
CGCCGUCUUGUAUAUUCCGACAAGAUAUUUGCGUCUAUGUGUAUUCUUUCACAGCAGCCAGCCUUCAUUGUUUUAUAACGGCGAAAGAGUAGAUACUGAUGAGUAUUUUGGCUAUUUUUUUUUAUAGCAGUAUUCUGCUAGUGACAUUUACGUACUUACAAGCGAAGAUAGCCACUACAGAGGCAUAAACAUGCAAGAGCUUACAAGAAAACUCACAGUCUUUCGUGAGAACUUGUCGGCAAUGGACUUGCUAAAACUGGCUGGAGCUGGAGCAGUGACAGUAGGCGCAGUGACCACAGCUACAGCCUUCUAUCUGAUGAGGUGUAUACCCCAGCCACUACCAGCACCAGUUAAUUUCAACAGCCAGAGCAUUGUGCAGGAUGAUGGCUCGCGCAUCUCAGGAUUGUGUAAAGAUGGAAAGCUGGUGGAAUUCUUGUUUGAGGAUGUCCGUACUUUAUAUGAAGGCUUUGUCUCUGGUAGCCAUGCGUCUCAGAAUGGUCGCUGUCUUGGCUGGAAGCCAUCACCAUCAGAGCCUUUCACAUGGAUAACUUACAAUGAGGUGUUGGAGCGGGCCAAAAAUGUUGGUGCAGGAUUGCUAGCACUUGGCCUUCUGCCUCAGAAUAGCACUCAUGUUGGUGUUUAUUCUCAGAACAGGCCAGAGUAUGUCAUUGCUGACUUGGCGCUGUGGAGCUUUUCCAUGGUUGGAGUGCCUCUUUACGACACGUUGGGGCCUGAGGCAUGUAACCACAUCAUCAACCAGGCGGACAUAAGUGUGGUUAUCUGUGAUAUUAAUUUAAAAGUAAAGAACUUGCUGAGCCGGCACAAGGAAACUCCGAGUCUGAAAACAAUUGUGGUGAUGGAAGAAGUCAGCAAGGAGAAUCAGGACACUGCUAAAGAACUGAAUGUGGAGAUCAUACAAUAUAGCAAGUUAGAGGAGAAAGGCAGCAAACAAGAAAACAUCAGGCUAAAUCCAGCUAAACCUGAUGAUAUCUGCAUUAUCUGCUACACCAGUGGGACCACAGGCAUACCUAAGGGAGCCAUGUUGACGCACCGAGGGUAUGUGGCAACGGCAGCGGCCUGCACACAACAGCUGCGUGCAGGUGGGCUGAAUCUUACUUCCAAAGAUGUCAUGAUUUCUUACCUGCCCCUGGCACACUCAUAUGAAAGGCUACUUCAUGCAGUGGUAUUCCAGAUUGGAGGUCAGGUUGGAUUUUUCCAAGGAGAUGUGCGCAAACUGAUGGAUGACAUUAAGGAACUACAACCCACAGUGUUUCCUUGUGUGCCUCGUUUGCUUAACAGAUUCUAUGAUAAGGUCCUGAUGGGAGUCAAUGCAAGUGCUAUGAAGAGAUGGCUGUUCAGCAUUGCUCUCAAUAGGAAGGAACGAGAGUUGAAAAGAUACAUCAUCCGCAACAACAGCCUGUGGGACAAGAUUGUCUUUAAAUCCAUCCAGACUGCACUGGGGGGCAAAGUUCGUCUCAUGACAACAGGCUCGGCUCCUCUAUCUGCAAAAGUUCUUACCUUUCUGCGGUGCAUCGUGGGAUGUCCAAUACUUGAGGGCUAUGGUCAGACAGAGUCUCACGCCAUCUCUAAUCUGCAGCUGGUUGGUGAUUACAGUUCAGGCAAUGUGGGUGUACCCCUGACAUGCUGUGCAAUAAAGCUGACAGAUAUUCCUGAGAUGAACUACUCUGCCAGCGAAAACAAGGGAGAGAUCUGCAUUAAAGGCCAUAAUGUCUUCUGUGGAUAUCUAAAGGACAAAGAAAAAACAGAGGAAGCCAUUGACAAAGAUGGCUGGCUACAUACAGGCGAUGUUGGCCAGUGGUUAGAGACUGGAGCUUUGAAAAUUAUUGACAGGAAGAAACAUAUCUUUAAACUGGCCCAGGGAGAAUACAUAGCCCCAGAAAAGGUGGAGAAUGUAUGCGUUCAGUCUCCACUGGUGGCCCAAAUGUACAUACAUGGAGACAGUUUGCAGUCUUGUCUGGUAGGCGUGGUGGUUCCAGAUCCGGAGGUUUUACCCAGAUAUGUCCAAGAGAAGCUUGGCAUCAAGGAAACCUAUCAAGAGCUGUGUAGACAUCCGGAAGUCAAGAAAAUGAUCUUGGGCAAUUUGGUGGAGUUAGGCAGGAAGUCUGGUCUCACAUCUCUUGAAAUCGUCAAGGACAUCUAUGUGUACCCAGAACUGUUCUCUGUGGAGAAUGGGCUUCUCACUCCAACCUUUAAGGCCAAACGCCAGGAGCUGUGCACAUACUUCAAGCCACAGAUAGAUGCCAUGUACACUAAACUACAAUGACAACUUGGCCUGCAGAAUGCACGUUAAUAGCAUAUGGUGGACAGUGUUUGCUUCAAUGUCAUUGUUGUGUGGAUACAUUUUGGACAUAGUAUACAUGCAUCCACAAGCAUGCACUGUAUGCACAUACAUGCACGUGUUUGGGUGCAUGCAUAUGCUAGAGAAAAUAUGAAUGUGGCCAUAGACAUGGACACAAGGUAUGUCACAAGGCAUGAUGGAGCACAUACAUGCACCAAUCAGUGAUAAUUUCAUGACAUGGUUUGCUUGCUGCAUGAUGUAUGAUUAAGUCUAUAGAAAUUAUAAAUAACAACUGUGCCUGGCUAGUGAAUAUAAUCACCUUGCAACCUUUGGUGGUGAGAAUUACAUAGGAGUUAUUUUGAUGCAGUGUGUUGAGCUUGUAUACAAAGGGGAAAUGGGGGUGGAGGGAUUAUCACAAGAGGUUGUAUGGGGUGCAGUAUUCUGCUCAGAUAUAUAUACAUAUAUAUGGUGGCAUAUCAGUGUAAGCAGUGGAGCAGUAUAUCUGUGGAAUGGUUAGCAUUGAAAUUUGUUACCCAAACAGCAGUCAUCUGUAUUCACUGGUGGGCUAAGCAAUGGUUGGCAUCAACUGUUCAAAAUUUCUGCAGGCUUCGUCCCAUCAUGUGCUUCCAUUCUUUUGGUGCAUGCUAAAGGCCUCUUAAGUAAGUGAACGAAAAUCAAAGCAUCCAUUAGUGUUGGGAAGAUGCAUACAUGUGUGUGUAUAUAUGUAUAUAGCUCUUAUUUACUUUGACCAUCUACAUGCUGGACUGGUAUAGUCAAACCUUGCUGUGUGCACAAUGAGGAUUAAUUCACCAAUCCUUGUUGCUGAAUAACUUCCUUAAGUGUAGUGAGAGAAAUAAUACAUACAGGUAUAGAUAGCAUAGUAUGACUGCUGGAGUGUACUCCCCCUGCCUCUUUUAUAGAAAUUCUUUAGUCAUCAUUUCUAUACAUUCUUUUUUAACUUGACCAAAAGUGAAAUGUACCAGGCCUGUAGCUAUUAUAGCCAGUGAUGAAGCAGGUCCUCAUUCCUCGUAUUCCAUAAACAGAAUAAUUUGACAGCAGAUGUGGUGAGACAAGCACAAAUGAUCUUCCCUUAUUCAAACAAUCAUUUUGCUUAUACUCGAAAGUAGCAUUGCAAGUUUUCCAAAUUAAGUGAAUGUUUCUUAAAGUUGAGAGUAGAGUCAGUCUAGUCUCCAUUAGUCACCUGAGACAAGGCACUUCUGGACAGUAUAUGCUAGUGAGCAUGCGGCUGUAGGCAUUGCUAUAAAAUAAUGUUGGGAAACAAAAUGUGCACACCAGUGCUUGAUUUAUCAAUGUCCAGAAAAGGGGGAUUUUGCAAGUUAUAUGAUUGCUGAUUGGUGUAAUCCCUGAAUAUUUCUUUAAUCAAAAGUAUUGAAGCUUACAACUGUUUGGUAUUCACAUACCAUCUGUCAAAAGUAAUAAUUGUUAGGUGUGUUUCAUAGAUUCCUUUAUUAAUUUUACAUUGGCAAAUCAUUGACAGCUGAGAGGCAUUAGCUGAGAAGUAUUCAGUAACCUUAGGCAUGAACUAGGCUGAACCUCUCCCUUAAUUUCCCUCCUCCCACCCACACUCCCUAUUUAUUUUUUUUUUAAAAAUAGAGAACCAGAUAUAUUGAAGUAGUUGUAUCUGAGAGUGAAAGCAGGCAGUCUGGGAAAUUUCUUGGGAAAAUAGUUUGCAGAUCAUGGGCCAAACUGCAUAAUUAAGGAAAUAAUGAAAUAGUAUCAUUCCAUUGGAGAAGCUUUGUAUCCAAGGGCAUAUAUUUGCAUGUACACUUUGUUGUUUUUUUUAUUUUGGGAGAGAAAGGGGAUACCAUAUUGUAAAUUGUGCAAAAAUGUUCUCUUAUUUUUUCAUAUUUGUAACCAUUUUUCAUUAUGUAAUUAUCAUUACUGUUCUUGACUAAAACUAUUUUGCACUGUUGGCAAGCAUUCUUAAUUGUGACCACACAAAUUGAUAUAUUUAUAUAUAUUUGACCAUUGAGUUAUAAAAAAAAUGUGUCAAUAGUACCCAUUACAUUUUUUUAAAUAACCAAUGGUGUGUCUGGGAUUUCAAAAAUGUCUUAACUGACCACAAUAUGAUUUGCACUUGUGUGUAUGUUUUAUGUGGUUGUGUGCAUGUGUGUGUGUAUAUAUGUGUGCAUGUCAGUGAGUGAGAAGUUAAGCUACAGAUAAAUGCUCUCAAAGAUUUCUUUCACUUUGGAGGCUGCAGUAUAAAAAUGAUACACAUGAAUUUAACAACCCAUCAGAUUGCAGUGUUUACAAGCAUGUAAUCAAUUCUGUAGGAAAGUGUUUAAGUUAUUACUGUGUGACAGUAAUGGGGAGUACCAGCAUGACACUAGUGUGUAUGGAUAGAGGAUGGGAGAACAGAAAACUCAUAAAGUGGGGGCAGGCAUUUUGUGGCUUAUGGUGGGAUGUCACACAGAAUAGAUAACCCCUAUAUCUUUUUUAUCGCCAGAUAUCUCCUAUGUGCUAGUUGCAGUCAGACGUUUGAUCUGUCUGCAAAUUGUAUUACACAAUUUCUUUGUAUGGUCGAUGGAUUUCUUAGUCUUUUCAUUUGCCAUGCUCCAACAUCAGUGAAUGUCUGCACAUCUUUUUUGUGCUGCAUCAUUCCAUCCUGUGGUGAUGAGCCUUUGGAGCUGUUGCACCUAUCAUUAUGCUCCCCCCAGCAGCUGGUACCAGUCACAGGAUGAAUGACUUCACUACAGUUGUUUGUUCUAAGUCAAGUGUUGUCUUUUAUUGGUUUUUAUUUGAUUAUUAAUGGACUUAAUACAAACCUGUAAUACAUUUCAUCUGAGGCUUCGCCAGGAGGUUUCAUACUUCUACUGAUGUGAGAGUUUGAGCACAUUAAGAUAACUUUAAUUUUUGUGGUGUCACUAGAAGAAAGUUUGUUUCAUGUGAGAGUUUGGAGUACAAAACAAACUUUAAUUUGUGUGAUGUUAUAAGAAAAAUAAAUGUUUAACAUUUUUAAGCACCAUGAGCUAACUCGAACAGUGUUAAAUGAUAAUGUUAAAAUUUAUUUGCAUUUUAACCAACGCAGUUUAAAGAGUUGUAAUUUCACUAGCUGUUCUUUGCUGGGCUCAUUUUUAACAAAAGAGUACAUUUGCAGACAUGUUUACCACUAUAGAUCCUUAGAAUUACAGGUGAAUAUUGCGAAACAAAUGCAUAGGAAUUUUGUUAGGCUUUUUUUCUUCUUUUUUUUCAUGGUAUCUGCACUUUCUUUCUUGUUAUCUGUUUUUUGUACACCAGUUAAUGUGAUGGAAGAGUAUUAUCAACUAAAGAUGAUGCAAAAUUUAUCUUGAUCGGCUGUUGUGGCAGCAACAGCCACUCAAAAAGAACACUGUAAGUUUGGUUUAUUGCUUUUCUGUUCACACCAAGAUGUUGAUACCAACAGGUCAAAUGCAUAUGUCUAGCUCCCUUCAUGCUCAGGCAAGUGGCUCCAGUAAAAUAAGGCAGAAUCCUUCAGGUUCAGAAAUUUUGCAGCAAAUACCAUGACAUUCCUGGAAUAAAAAGGUCUGUUCUUGGUGAUGAGUGCGUGUGAUGUCAUUAUGAUAGAUGCAGCUUCAAUAUUACCGAAAUUUUAAAAACAAACCAGAAAUAUAAGACUGUUUUUGUUAUCAAAAUAUUUGACAUCUCAGGGCACUUCUGUUUUAUGGCUAGUGCUGAUAGAAGCUCAUUGCCUCGUCAAGAAAUGUUAUACAUGCUGAAGCAAUAACAGAAAUGCCAGUGAAAAUGAAUGUGCCUCUAACAACCCCUAUAGCAGCCUUUCCAGAUUACAACAUUUUUAAGGUGUUGCAGAAGCAAAACAGCAUCAUCAAUAAAUUUCAUUGCAGCGCUAGUCAUAUCCAACCAGAAAGAAAAACAUUAAAUCUUCUACGUGGAUCAAAAGAAUAGAUGAAUUUGAACACACUGUUCAUGACAAUUAUUUAAAGCAUGGAACAGAAAGGUGUGAAUACACAUGCAUAUCUUUGUUCUGCAACUUAUCAAAGAUCCUGAAGCAAGAGUACAGACCUUCAGUGGAAAGAUUAGUUCAAUUAUCCUAAUGGUAAACAGGUAUGCACUCUAACUUUCAAAAAUAAACAGUUGACAUCAUGCAGAAAAUAUAAAUGUCUGUCCUUUUUAUCUUGUUCUUUGAUAAAGUUAUUAAGAUUUGUAUGGGGUUAAUAGCCUUAUUCCAAAGUGCAAGAUCCAUCAUUUUAUAGUACUGUUGUAUGCAAGAACUUAGGUCUUCAAAUGAGGUACUUUCACAUUUUCAGUUUGGAAGCAGAUGGGCUAAAACGGAUAAAAUGCCAGACUUGCUCUAUUUUCCUGCCCACCCUAGAGAUCCCUGGAAAAGUGAAAGCAAUGGAAGAAGGUUGGGCUCAGCUCUAGACCUGGUACCCCUUUGGCCAUUAGGCAUUGGGAGUCCAUAUCUUUUUCUUGCAUGUGGGCUUUAAAACUAACGUUGAUAAUCAUGUUCUCGAGUCAUUUGUGACUACUGAUCUUCAGGUAUAUCUUAUUUAUGUAAAGGGCUACAAGCAAAUCUUUGGAAAGGUGCUCUAUAAAUCCUCAUUAUUAUAUCUUGCUUUGAUGACGUAUCUGAUUUGUAAUACAGUGGUUUUGCACUUUUGAUUGCCACCACUUUUCUGAGGCCACAAUACCUUAAUCUUAAAAUGGUGCCAGAUAAUAAAUUACACAUAAUGUGAAAUGAAUACAGUUUUUAUUUGUACUGAAAAGUUUGCCUUUUUCUUGGUCAGGAUAGCUUUCCAUUAAGUGAAUGGGACUUUCGUAGGUCUUACUUCUUAGUCAAAGUAACAGAAUUGCAAUAAUUUCAACAUUAAGCAAAUGUUGUCAAGCUAUAAAAUGUGCUGCUUUUGAGGACCGAAAGUUUCUUAAGAAUAAUAUUAAAUGGCAUUUUAAGUCAU